Blastomyces dermatitidis ER-3 is the source of this 570-nucleotide messenger RNA. RefSeq lists its product as uncharacterized. The transcript has a single exon. The record is from RefSeq and is a predicted model, not a curated record. NCBI's taxonomy places the organism in Eukaryota, Fungi, Ascomycota, Eurotiomycetes, Onygenales, Ajellomycetaceae. Bases 1 to 570 code for a protein of 189 amino acids.
AUGUCUGUUACUUCAGAGUUCAGCUCAAGGCCCAGGAUCACACACUUCACUAGACAACUCAUUGAUAGAAUGAUCACUCAUUAUGAGGAAGCUUCUGACUUGCAAGAUGAGGCUGAGGUCAGUUUUCACCAGAGUAUGGAAUUUGAUGAUGAUGAGACAACAGAGGAACUUCAGAACAAAGAAAAGCAGAGUCAACAUUCAUCUGCAGAAUCUGUUCAUUUCAACCCUUCAAAUCCUUCACUAUCCCCCACUCCCGGAAUGCUGACUUUUAAUGGUGAUUUGAAUCAACCUAUCUAUUGCACCGCAGGCAAUCUUAUGAAUCUUAUGCAGAUGAUGCUACAGAACCAGAUGACUGCGGCAGAAACCACUCAAUAUCUCACUACACCUGUCCCUGCACAAAGAGACACUACAAGAGAUGAGUUGCAGGAAUAUCAGAAGGAAGUCAAAUAUGCACUAGACAUCAAAUCAGUGAUCACAUUUGAUGACUCUAAUUAUGAAGCCUGGCAUGUUGAUAUGUUGACUGAUGUGAAAGUUAUUGAUGAAACUAAUAUUCUAUUGAGAACUCAAUGA